Messenger RNA from Triticum dicoccoides, 910 nucleotides. Its product is annotated as ethylene-responsive transcription factor RAP2-1-like. The record is from RefSeq and is a predicted model, not a curated record. The transcript has a single exon. The coding region runs from base 1 to 702 and encodes 233 amino acids. Gene Ontology annotation, biological process: regulation of DNA-templated transcription. Gene Ontology annotation, molecular function: DNA-binding transcription factor activity; DNA binding. Lineage: Eukaryota; Viridiplantae; Streptophyta; Magnoliopsida; Poales; Poaceae.
AUGUCGACGUCGUCGCCGGCGAGCGGGGCCGCGUCGCCGGAGGCGGAGGGCGGCGGGGGCAGGAAGUACAAGGGCGUGCGGCGGCGCAAGUGGGGCAAGUGGGUGUCGGAGAUCCGGCUGCCCAACAGCCGGGAGCGCAUCUGGCUGGGCUCCUACGACGCGCCCGAGAAGGCCGCGCGCGCCUUCGACGCCGCCUUCGUCUGCCUCCGCGGGCCCGGGGCCGCCGGCGCCGACCUCAACUUCCCGGACUCGCCGCCGCCGCCGUGCCGCCACAGCGUCGACCCGCAGGAGGUGCAGGCGGCCGCGCUCUCCCACGCCAACCGCGCCACAGUCUCGGCCCGGGAGGCGGCCGCCGCGCUCAUGGACGUGGCCGACGACUGCUUCUCGCGGGCGCCGGCCGCGCUGUCGAUGGAGCAGUGGCCCGUGACGCAGCCGUCGUGGCCGCAGCAUGAGAAUGGCGCCAUGGACAUUUUCGGCGGCGAGGUGGCGGCCGCGCCGGACGGCAGCAUCGACUGGCGCUCGGUCAUGGCGCACCAGCCGCCGCUCUUCUCGCCGACGGCCGGCUGGGGCAGCAAUGCGUACGACUUCCUGCAGGUGACGCCGCCGCCGACGCAGGGCGACGAGGACAUGGAGGAGUGUGGCCAUGGCGCCAGCGCUUCCCUGUGGAGCUUUGACUCCCGAGACUCAUACUUCAGAUACUAGUUUUCUUCUUCUUUUUACAGGUCUGUACUUCAUAGUAUAUAAUACUAUAGUUAACAUACUGUCACUGCUGCAGUUAACCUAAACGUGCAAAAUUUCAACAGGUGCAUUGCAAAGAGUAUUACAUUUGCAUUGCUAGUUUUAACACUGCCUAUAGACGGGGUUUUUCCCUGUCUUAUUUGUAUCUUGCAAACGGAAAAUGCAAAAGUGA